This is a messenger RNA of Amphibalanus amphitrite, 1988 nucleotides long. RefSeq names its product peptidyl-glycine alpha-amidating monooxygenase B-like. Gene Ontology annotation, biological process: peptide metabolic process. The transcript is spliced from 7 exons. Gene Ontology annotation, cellular component: extracellular region; membrane. Gene Ontology annotation, molecular function: protein binding; catalytic activity. The record is from RefSeq and is a predicted model, not a curated record. Lineage: Eukaryota; Metazoa; Arthropoda; Thecostraca; Balanomorpha; Balanidae. The coding region runs from base 38 to 1123 and encodes 361 amino acids.
GGUAGCGUCGGUCGGCAGUGUUGCAGGUGCAGUGAGGAUGGCGGGGUCGCCAGCCGGCCUGUCGGCGCUGCUGCUGCUGCUGCUGGCGGUCCGCCCGGGCCGACCAGCUGCUCUGUAUCCAGCCAAUCUGCAGCUGCAGCUGCCGCAGCUCUACAGCCAGCUGGAUGGAGUGCUGGACUCGAUGAUGGAGGUGCCCGAUGUGCCGUCGCCGAUGGCCGAGGGCCACUGGCCGCGUCGACCGCUGAACGUUGGCCCCGUCAGCGGAGUCGCCGUCGACACUCUGGACCGACCGGUCAUCUUCCAUCGGGCCAACCACAGCUGGGAGGCGACGUCAUUCAACAAAAGCCAGCACUACCAGGACGCGGCCCGGGGUCCGAUCUUGAGUCACACACUGCUCACACUGAACCCGGGAACGGGCGCAGUGCUGAAGAGUGAGGGCUCCGGCCGGUUCUAUCUGCCGCACGGGCUACACAUCGACGCGGCGGGUAACCGGUGGAUCACUGAUGUGGCUCUCCACCAGGUGUUCAAGCUGCCUCCCGACUCGGACACGCCCAUCCUUACCCUGGGGGUACCGUUCGAGCCGGGCAGCGACGCGGCCCACUUCUGCAAGCCCACCGACGUGGCCGUGGCCGAGGACGGCACCAUCUUCGUCGCCGACGGCUACUGCAACCGCCGCAUCAUGAUAUUUGACCGCGAGGGACGCUUCCUGGGCAGCCUCGGAGAGGAGCAGGGCGUUGACCUCCUGGUGCCCCACUCGCUCUCUCUGGACGGCGGCGUGCUCUGCGUGGCGGACCGGGAGCACGGCCGAGUGGUCUGCUGGAACAUCCGUCAGCGCCUGCUGCAGCCGCAGAUCAUCAAUCUGGCCCUCUACGGCCGCAUCUACGCCGUUUCGGUCACAGGAGACGUGCUGUUGGCGGUGUUCAAGAGUCUGUCGGGCGGCGGAGUGCUGACCAUUGACCUGGUCACCGGGCUGGUGCUGGACAGCUGGGUGGCCGCUCAGGGUCUGAACGAGCCCCACGAUCUGGCCGUGACCUCCGACGGACGCACCACCUAUGUCGGUGAGCUGGUGCCCGCCCGCGUCUCAAAGUUCGUGCUGCAGCCGGAUUUCUAUGAGCGUCCUUAGCGCCGUCUAGCGGGAGCUUAAUAAGCCAAGAGCCCAGCUCCGAGCCAAGAGCCAGGAGGUAGCUGUCGGCGGUGGCUCCGUGCUGCGCGGCGCAGAGCGACACAGAGCUUAUGUAACAGCCCACCUCUAUUGUAUGCGUGUGUGUGCUAUUUUUGUAAUGUGUAACAAUAACGCUUCUUAUCGCUUUAUGGAGGGUGUUGAUAUUGUUGAAGGAGGCGUUUCCUUGGAGGCGAGGUCGAGAACUACCGUAAGACCGCGCUGGGCUGAGGCUGGGAUGGUGGUGAUGGAUUCCAGUGAGCCGCCGUCUGUUCCACGGAGCUUGUUCCAUGUGCCCGCGCCAUGUCACGUAAUCGUUCCCUGUUCUGUGACGAUGUGUGGUAGUGUUAACCGUCUUUGUAGUCAAGGGCUUGUAGUCAAGUGUCACGGUGUAGAUACGUCUUGUUUACUCAAACUGCGGUUUCCUGAUGCAGCAAGCUGAUUAUUUCAAGUCAUUCAAAAUACAGAAUGUAGACUGUUACGUGCGAUUACCUUUGCUAACCGGGUUCUCUUCCGUGAAUAAAUCGAAAGCCAGUCCAGAAAACAACAGAUGGCUGCUUGAGAAACUGCGAAUUUGCAUUACAUGAGUCGGAAUGUCGGCGCCAAUUCGUAGCGAAUAUUCCUGGAUCUUCCGGUGCACUAAACGCCCCUGAAGGUCGGUGUUGUCCGGUAGCCCGCUGGGAAUUCCCUUGUCGAUCUGUUCCAGAGAGAAUUGACCGGCUUCCUCACCGUACCUCCUCUGUCCACGUGUUGAGGUUCGGAACUGUAUUUUUGAAGUCGCGAUCGCAGACUGCAGCAUCGACCUCAAUACAGAUUGUGUAACGGCUGA